Molecule: messenger RNA, 1483 nt
Organism: Amorphotheca resinae ATCC 22711
Lineage: Eukaryota; Fungi; Ascomycota; Leotiomycetes; Helotiales; Amorphothecaceae
Exons: 3
Coding region: 123-1373 (416 amino acids)
Biological process (GO): chromatin remodeling
Cellular component (GO): Ino80 complex
Source: RefSeq, a predicted model, not a curated record
CUCAAGUCCAACCUCCCCUCGUCUCUUCUUUCCAUACAAUUAUCGUCUUCACCCUUACCCAACAAUCUACCACCCACCUCUCUGCCACUUAUCUCCUGUUGUUUCGCAUCACCCUUUCCAACAUGCCAUCACUUCGAAGCCAGCGCUCGGCGGCGGUGAGGACCUCAGGGGCAAUUGCUGAUGGUGCAACGGAUAGAACAUCACGGUCGCGUCGUACGGCAUCGGACAAUCUGGCUACCGCCACCGUCUCACGUGGGCCUCCUACAGCUGCGUCGAGGAGUCCUCAGUCAAUGCGGCUCACGGUAAAGGCAUCAUCCAACAAACUACGUGAGGCCACUCGUACAAGUUCAGGGACCAUCUCAGUGAAUGGUCGAGAUCACUUUGUCGGCGGUGAAAUUCUCGAGGGGAAGAGAGCGAGGAAUGUCAAGAGUAGCUAUGUCCUGGAUUCGGAUAGCGAGGACGAGGAAGAGGACGAGGACGAGGAGAUGGACGAUGUAGUUGAAGAUGAUGCAGAGGGUGAUGAAGACGACGAAGAGAUGGAGGAGGACGAUGGACUUGGAGAUGAAGAUGCGGACGCUGACGUCGAUAUGGACAUUGCGCCUCCGCCAUCAACGAUUAAAGUUUCCAAAUCCCAACCUAAAAAGCAAACAAUUGCGGCAAAACAGCCAGCAAAAGCCCACACCAUGAGUGUUGAGCAGAAGGAAGUGGAGAUGGCGAGCGACGAUGAGGAGUUGAGUGAGCUCGAUAGCGAUGUUGGGGAAGAAAUCGAGGAAGAAGAAGCAAUGCAAACUGGAAAUGAGGAAGAUGCGGAGGGCGAGGAGGAAGAACUCGAGGUUGAAGCCGAGGACGAUGAGGACGACCUUGACAGUGACGAUGAGACCCCAGGUGGUGGCAGCAGAGCUUCAACCCCGGAUCUCAACAAAUUGACCAAGAGGCAACGGGCAAGAUUGGAGGAAGGCGGCAGCGGGCAUUUAUUGGCACUUCCUGAUGAGGUUCAAGUCAAGAAGCAUCUAACAGCAGAAGAACACGCCAUGAGGCGCGCGGAGAUGGCGCGCCGAAGAAAGAACUUGAGCGAAAAGCGCAACGAAGAAGAAAAGAUGGAAACCAUCAACAAACUCCUCAAGAAACAAGCACCCAAGACCAAUGCCCGGCGAAAGGACUUCAAUCCCACCGCUGCUGAUACAACGCCCGAUGCCGAAAGCCAGAAACCGAACCCCCUGUUCGUAAGAUGGGUUAGUAACAAAGACGGAAACCGCAUUGGUGUUCCUGAGGAGUGGUUGGAGAGUCCAGUCGGCGCCAUGUUCCACGGCGGAGUGAAGCGGUCCAGCGGCGCCGCCGGGAUGGGCGGGAAGCUGAUCCAAGAGGUCUCCUAAUUGUCGAUUCUGAGCAUGCGAGCUACGUCGUAUGUACAAGGAGGCGUAAGAGAGGAACCUAAAAAAUGGCAAGAAUAAAUAGCAAUCGUCCACAUAGCUGAAUCCGAAGU